CAGUCCUUGAUUAACAAGAUGCGAGACAAAAAAAGCCAUGAAUUUAUUUUUGUUUUUGCAAAGAUAUAACAUUGAUUAUAUGUCAUAACUUAAAUGGCAUUUCACUUUCUUUCCACAAAACCAAUUUUGCCCUUAAAACCUGAGCAUUAUGGAUUUACAGGAACCUUCCCUUGAUGCUUCUUGUUUACAAACACUGACUAAAAUAGAUAAAAAGAGCGAAAUAAAAUCAAAACAGGAACGUAAACACGUUCUCACAAGCAGCUGCUUGAGGCACAAAAACUUAUUCAUGGUACAAUAACAUCAAAAUGUAUUUUACUAAUUCAAAUCCUGUUUAAAAAAAAUGUUAUUAUUGGGACUUAAUGAAAAUUAGCAUUAUAUUUUGGACAAAAGCCUCAUACGGCAUAUUCAUCUUGCGAGCUAUGCCAUCAAACUGGACGUGUAGUGGGAGUGAGGGUUGUGGGUUCUUUCUUUUAGUCAUUAAAAUAUUAAUAUAAUAUUAAUAUUAUAAUAUUAUAUUAAUAUUAAUAUAACAAUAUUCACACUUUCUGACAUACCGGUACAUAUCAAUACCAUAUCAAAAAUAAUGACAUAAAUCUCAAAAUACAAAUAAAAAGGUUGUGCAUUUAACUGACACACAUCACAUACCUUACAGGCAUUUGUAUACACAUUAUUGAACACAGUGAACAUUUGCAUUUAACUAUCAAUAUAAAUGAACUAUUUAAAUAAAUUACCUAUUUAUAUAGCCAGGGCUACACUUAAAGUACACAAAAUGUCAGAAAUCUGCACUGUCAUGAACAAAAAUUUAAACCUAAUUUUUCGUGAUUUGUUGGAUUAACCCUCUGAGGUCUGAAUCCCAGGCUGUGCACAUCAACAUCACAGAUUUGUACAAAUAAAGUUUAUAACAAAGGCAUGUUAAAUAUUAAGCACUGAAAACAGCUUGGUUGUUGUUGUUUGGAACGUCAUUUAAUGCAUGUUGUUUUGUUGCCAUAGUGAUGCCUUGAUGCUAAAAUGACAUCACAGCAUUUAAACAUGUUUUGGAUGAAAACAUCAGCAUAUGAAAACAGAACUGAAGAGACACUGCAAGCGUUUGAAAGCAGAGGACUAUUUAGUGAAAUUUCUACGUUUCCCUGAGGAUUAACUGCUCUGCAAUUUACCAAGAACUAAAUCAAAAUGAAUGGAAGAGGAGAUGAAUCACAAAAUAACCGUAAUGGCCGACAGGUUAACCCAGAAAAUCUUCCAAGUGGAGAUCAGGAACCAGCUUAUGAACCUAUUGGUGGAUUCUGGGGUUUACUGAACAGUCUUUAUCAUGCUCUCUAUAAUAUCAUUUUUUGGAGGCUGAUUGAGCUGUUAGAUGAAUUAGAGGAACAAUAUGAUGUCUUUGACAUUGACAAUGUCAAUGACGGCAAUGUUAACAAUGUAAACAUUGCCGACAUUGAAAAUGAUGAUUCUGAUGAGGCAUUUGAAGACUGUGAGGAUGUUCACCAGUACAUCCCAGAAGAGGAUCCUCAGCCAGGUGUAUCCAGGAGGAGGCCUAGAGAGAUGGAUGAAGAAGAUGUGGAACCAAACAAAAGAUUCAGAUGGAGCGAGGAGUUUUCUGAUGAUGACUCUGACUUCAUCUCUGCCUGUGACACUGAUAGCGAGGGCUGUCCUCAUGCUGGUAAUAUUGCUGACGAGGACAUCAAUCAGCAGGUAACAGAAGAAGAACAGCUGCCUGUUGGAUCCACGAAAAGGUCCAGAAAGGAAGAUGGAGAUGAAGAAGAGCCUAAUAGCAAACAGUCCAGGCUUGCAAACUCCGAGAGCAGUAGUGAUGAACUUUUUGAAGACGCACAUGAAGAGCUUGACAACCAUGAAACUGGAGGCUCGAGGAAGCGGUCCCGAGAGGAUUUUGAGGAAGAAGAGGAAAACUCGCGUGCUUGCAAAUUUCGGAGGUGUUCAGAUGAGUCCACCUGCACCAGUGAUGACAACUAACACUAUUCCGACGGCGUUUUCAGUAUCCUUUUAGCAGGCUGAUGUCCUACUCAUGUGACCCUGAAUCUUCCUUGCAGGCUGCAAUAAGCUGGGCAUACACUGUGCGAUUUCUUCAGUCGCGUUAUUCAGCUCCUGCUCAAACUGUCCGAUUGACUCGCAGGGGCUAGAAGUUCGUAGGUCACGAUGCAGGGUCUCACACUAUACGGCCCGAUGCUCUGUGCGACCUGAGUGCUCACACUGUGCGUCCAUAGCAUGAAGGUUAAAACACAAAAUCUUACACUAUUUUCACGGUUGUUGCGGUCGCGAUAAUUUUGUGAGGUAACAUCGAAAAGGCUCGGAUGACCUUGCCAAAGUUCUACAAGUCGUGCCUCCAUCGCUUGUGUCCGGAUCACACGCCGCACUGCCGUGCUGUUCCGUCUUUUCGCUUUUAUUUCUGUGUUUGCAGUGUGAGACGCUGCGUUGACACCCUCACGAUGGCCGACAGGAUUUCAAACAGGUUUGAUUUCCUUACGACCAAACGCUUGAUGAUUGGGAGCUGGUCGUGAGGUGUUAAUCGCCUCUCGUUACCCCAUGUAUACGAUGCACGACACGUGAUUAAGGGCAAACUCGGGCCGAUCCCCAAAACGGUCGCACGACUGAAAAAUCGGCUCAAAAUGGGCCAAAAAUCGCAGAGUGUAUGCCCAGCAUUAGGCUGCCGGGGGAUUCCCAUCAUGCACUGGGUGUUUCUUCUUCACCCUCUAUGUAUUAAUAGUCCUCUCUGUGCUGAAUCGUACUUGUUUUUAACCUCUGUCUCUCUUCCACAGCAUGUUUUUAUCCUGUUUUCCUUGCCCCUCCCCAACCGGUCGCAGCAGAUGGCCGCCCCUCCCUGAGCCUGGUUCUGCUGGAGG
This is a messenger RNA of Oreochromis aureus, 2855 nucleotides long. Its product is annotated as clumping factor A-like. The transcript has 3 exons. NCBI's taxonomy places the organism in Eukaryota, Metazoa, Chordata, Actinopteri, Cichliformes, Cichlidae. Bases 1171 to 1968 code for a protein of 265 amino acids. The record is from RefSeq and is a predicted model, not a curated record.